Messenger RNA from Crotalus tigris (Tiger rattlesnake), 6750 nucleotides. It is a transcript of the gene LMBRD2, whose product is annotated as LMBR1 domain containing 2. Gene Ontology annotation, biological process: adrenergic receptor signaling pathway. The record is from RefSeq and is a predicted model, not a curated record. Gene Ontology annotation, cellular component: membrane. The coding region runs from base 343 to 2436 and encodes 697 amino acids. NCBI's taxonomy places the organism in Eukaryota, Metazoa, Chordata, Lepidosauria, Squamata, Viperidae. The transcript has 18 exons.
CGUGGAUAUGUUUUCCCAGGCUUCCUCGCGCGCGAGGGACGAACCGCGGCCGAGAGCGACGGCGCGGAGCCGGAAAUGUCAGAGGUGUCUGCGGCUCAGCUAGUAGCCGGCUCGGUUCCUUCCUGCGGAGAGCCGGACUUCCUCCGCCUGAGUCCUUGGGAGCAGCCUCGGGAAGGACUUCUACUGAACGGAAAGCCCGUAGUCCUAGGUUCGGGGACCAGCAGUGACCCAGCGAGGAGUGGGAACCCCGAGAGGAUGCAACCGGGGAGUGCCCAGCUCCGUCUCUGCCGAAUGUAAUCCUCUUACAGACUAAUAUAUGCUGGUUGGAAUCAGUGGAUAAUAAUGAGUGGUGCAGCUUUGGGCAUUGAGAUAGUUGUUGUCUUCUUUUUGGCAUUAAUCAUACUACAGCGAUAUGGUGACUUCAAAAAGCAGCACAAACUUGUGAUUGUUGCAACACUAUUAGCUUGGUAUCUUUGUUUUCUCAUAGUCUUUAUACUGCCCUUAGAUGUCACUACGACUAUAUACAAUCGGUGUAAGCAUGAUCUAAACGACUCAUACAUUUAUCCCACCAGCCGUGGAUCAGAAGCGCAACAUCAAGACAUUAAUCCCACUCAGAGUAAACCCAAAUGUUUCAAACCAUGGAGUUAUAUCCCUGAUAGAAUUAUGCCCAUUUUUUGGCGUGUUGUAUAUUGGACAUCACAGUUUUUAACAUGGAUUCUGUUACCCUUUAUGCAGUCCUAUGCUAGAUCAGGAGGUUUUUCCAUUACUGGGAAGAUUAAAACAGCAUUAAUUGAAAAUGCUAUAUAUUAUGGAACAUACCUUUUGAUUUUUGGGGCGUUUUUGAUAUAUGUAGCUAUAAAUCCAAACAUCAGCUUGCAAUGGAGUCAGCUUCAGACAAUAGGAAUAGCUGCUGCCAAUACCUGGGGCCUCUUUCUGCUUGUGUUGCUGUUAGGAUAUGGCUUGGUAGAAAUUCCACGCUCUCACUGGAAUGGAGCUAAAAAGGGCUAUCUUCUCAUGAAGACUUACUUUAAGGCUGCUAAACUGAUGACUGAAAAGGCAGAUGCGGAAGAAAACCUGGAGGAUGUCAUGGAGGAGGUCCGCAAAGUAAAUGAAAGCAUCAAAUACAACCAUCCUUUGAGGAAAUGUGUGGAUACAGUAUUAAAAAAGUGUCCUACAGAAUAUCAGGAGAGGAUGGGCCGAAACAUGGAUGAUUAUGAAGACUUUGAAGAAAGAUCCAAUACUUAUCCAACAGAGAAAAGCCUAGUGAAGCUUCAUAAGCAGGUGAUUUAUUCAGUUCAAAGGCAUCGUCGUACACAAGUCCAGUGGCAAAUUCUUUUAGAGCAAGCCUUUUACCUGGAAGAUGUGGCAAAAAAUGAAUCCAGUGCCACUCAUCAAUUUGUUCAUACUUUUCAGUCUCAAGAAGCUGAAAACAAAAUUAUCCAAUAUCUCUAUACACCAACUCUUGAAUGGUAUUGGGAAUGUCUUCUACGACCAUGGUUUCACAGGAUUCUUGCCAUUAUCCUGGCCAUCUUUUCCAUCAUUGUUGUGUGGUCAGAAUGCACGUUUUUCAGCCCAAAGCCAGUUCUGUCGCUCUUUGCCAUAUUCAUACGACUAGCGGAAAAGAAUUACAACUAUUUUUACAUAGAGAUGGCUUGCUUUUUUACAAUCUUUUUCCUGAGUAUCUGCGUUUAUUCUACGGUCUUCAGGAUCCGUGUAUUCAACUAUUAUUACUUAGCUUCACACCAUCAGACAGAUGCAUAUAGCUUGCUUUUCAGUGGCAUGUUGUUCUGUCGUUUGACUCCUCCUCUGUGUCUAAAUUUUUUGGGCUUGACUCAUAUGGAUGCAGCAAUUUCUCAGAGAACCACAGAACAGCCAACUGCUUAUACCUCUAUUAUGGGAUCAAUGAAAGUGUUGUCCUUCAUAGCAGAUGGUUUUUAUAUUUAUUAUCCCAUGCUGGUUGUCAUUCUCUGCAUUGCUACUUACUUCAGUUUAGGAACUCGAUGUUUGAAUCUUCUGGGAUUCCAGCAAUUCAUGGGAGACAAUGAGAUGACUUCAGACCUAAUAGAUGAAGGAAAAGAGUUAAUCAGAAGAGAAAAGAGAAAACGGCAAAGGCAGGAAGAUGGGGACAAUAGGAGAAGGGAGUGGAAAGAACGGUAUGGAAACAAUCGUGAACCUUCAACAAGAAACAGAAAUCUUCAAGCAGACCAAAAAGAAUCUAGUUUCACAGAGAUCAAUACAAACAGAUUGACUUCCAAGUACACCAGGUCAAAUGGAAGGAAUGAAAGGGACAGAGUAGAACUUCUUCAGGAUGCAGAACCUCUGGACUUUAAUGCAGAUGCAGUCAAUGAAGAUCCUCUUGACUCUGAAUCAGGAAGGUACCAACCUGGUGGAAGAUAUUUGUCAAUGUCUCAAAGUAGAAUAUUUGAUGAUGUCUAAAGCCCCAGAACACUUGAAUAUCACUCUGGGAAAAUGCCUCAUAUCUCAUUCUGCAACCGAAUCAGCUUCAGUUCGCCAGAAAAGAAAAUGGAAUGUGAAAACAAAAUGCACUUUGUAGAAUUAGUUGCCCACUUCAAGAUGGGCUUAGAGCAUUGGUUUCCAACCCCUGCAGCGGUGCCCUUUCUAGCUUUUCCCUCACUCCUUCAAACUUUGAAUAGGAUUGGAAUAUGAAAAGAAGGGGCACAAGGGAGAAAGGGGUGCUCAGCGGCCCAGAGACAGUUCUUGUUGUUUGGGGUUAUUCUUAUCUCUUAAUGAAGAAGCCUUGUCAACUUCAAAAAACCUCUCCUAGAUUUUAGAAGCUGUCCAUACAUAAAGGUAUAUGGUUUUGACUUUCAGAGUUUAAUCAAGGUAAAGGUAAUGCGGAUGAAGUCUUAAAAUAACAAAUGUUGGGCCCAAAAUAAAGUUGUAAAUGUGCACCUGUGGGAAGUUUUGCUUUUGGGUGGUGAGGGGGAAGACUUCAGAUUCUAAGGAUAAAACAAUUGGGUCUUCCUAAGUGCAGUUCAUUAUUAGCCCUAUUUGGUGCAAAUAUUUAUGGAUUACCUUCUAUAACAGCCUUGGUAUGAUUCAGGAAAGGCCAUUCAGAUAGGUUUGGGAUCUCAAUUCAAGUUUUUGAAGAUCGGGAGAGAUUUUACAAAUCUGCAUAAAAUAGUUUUUCUUCAAUGCCUGCCUAAGAGUCACUGAAUAGGAAACAAUUUAUGUUUUCUUUAUCUACAUAGCAAAUGACAUUUGCAUGCAUAAGAACUGAUAAUGAAAUCUUAAUCCUAUUUUAACAGUUUGAAAGCAAAUUAUUUAACCACAUAUACUAGCACAUAGCUAUAAGGGAAAAACAUCACAAAAAUGUCUUAUAAGAUUCAUUGAUAAAAGCUGCUGGUAAAAAUUAUUCAGCUGAAUUAUUAUUAAUUUUUUUGCCAUACUGAAUUGCAAAGUUCCAAUUUUCUCUGUGGAAAAGUCCGUCGUUUUAAGAGUAAUUUAAUAGUUCUUGCAGUUUGGAUCCUGCCUUUUGAAAAAAUGAACUAUUCUAGUAUGAAAAUAAAAAAAAAGAUGACAUCCAACUAUUGCCUUACAAAGGAAAUCUGUUUUAAUCAAGCCUGUAUUUUUACUGCUAGAGCAGUUUUUUUCACUAGAGAAAAAAAAAAUCCAUACUUUUUCAAAUAGAGACCAAGAAAUUUUUCAAAUCGAUUUUCAUAGGUAUUCAUGAACACUAUAUAAAAAUGUAUACAGUAUUAUCAGGACUGGACAAUAUCAGGUUAAGAAAAAAUAAGCAUUUGCCAUUGUUUUCUUGAAGCCAAAUCCGGUAAUUCGAUAUUAUCAUGAGAAUUUAAACAUCUAUCGUGUCACUAUCCUGUGUUUCAUACAGAAAGGGGAUUUGCAUAUUUUUAUCUGUUACCCAUCCAUCUCACCAGGAGAUUUUAGUCAUUUUGGAAAAGCAAAGGAUGUAAAUAUUUUGAUUAGUGAAUAGUAAUGCUGUACAACAGAGAAGAUUUUUUUGUAUAUGUGUUGGAUAGAUUUAAACAUCCCAGAACAGUGCAGCCUUAAAGUCACAAUGCUUGGCAGAAUUUUUAUGAGUACAAAGAGAUGUUUUUGCAUUCUUGUUUGUAACAACCAAAUAAAUAAUGUAUGAUAAUUUAUUGGGCACUUCCUUACAGUGUUCAAAUUCAGGUGUAGCAUACGCAAGUAACAAGGAAGAUAUGGAAGAAGAUAAACACAGUAAUGGUUGAUCUAUGUAUUUUAUAAUACAUAAACCCAACAUUCAUUUUAGAGGGAGAAAGGUUAUUGUGAUUUGCAGUAGCUUCAGUGAAGCAUAAUUUUAUGCAAUGUGCAUCUGGAAAAUGAAUGGCUUAUCUUCUGUCAAGUAUGACUUGGGAUACUAUUUUCACAAACGCUGAAAUUACACUCGGUGCUCAACAUACCAAAUAUAUAAUUAACAGAAACUGGAAUGUACUAACAAAGGAAUUUGCAAACUGUUAUAUCAAUACCAGUUUAACAUUACGUUUAGAAUUUAGAAAUUGUCUCAGUGCUGUAAAUUGAUCUAAACAUCCCAUGUCUAUUAAGAAAAGCUACUUUUGAGUUAUCAAAUUUCUUCCGCACAUUUUGUGAUUCCCAGAAAAAAGUCCGAUAUUUUUAAUACCUUAUUCAUUUUGAUAAAUAGAAAUUUUGUUACUAGUAAGUUGAGAACUUACAGUGAAAGGUUGUUAAAAUUUGAUUCAAAAGUUAGUGGCUCAAAUGCACAGUUGCAGACUAGAUGCUCUCUUUUGCUUUGGAAGUUGAGCUGGAAUUUCACACAUAUUUUCCUUAGAAGUUUGGAAAUGGACUGUGUUAUUGCUAUGGGACAUUCUCAGGUGACCUACAAAUCAAGUGAAGGAGAUUUGGCUUAAAAUAUUACUUUUUUCUUCUUGAAAUUCUUUUUGGGAGAUCUUUAAAUUGAAGUCAGGCAGCUUGCAUAAAAUCAUAUAAAACAUUCCAGUCAGCAAUUCAAACUGCUUGAUGCAUUAAGUAUUAAGACUUCAGUGUCUUGUUUUUUGCACCCUGCUAUGGAAUUUCAUGCCAAAACAAAAAUAUUUAAAACAUUUCUAUAUAUUUGUGAAGCUGACUCAUUUUUUUCACUUGUAAAAGUGUCAUGGUCAUUGUGUUGUCUGAAGAACUUUGAUUUCUUCUUUAAAUACAAAUUGGAAAAUAUGGCUUUUGAGCAGGUACAUUCAUGCGAAAUUUUGUAUUUGCCAUUGAAUUCUUUAUUUAUACCUAAUAGGUUGGAACUGAAAUAAUUGCUUUGUAAAUAAUAUUGGGGUUUGGAGUCAUGAUCAAUGAGAUAUAUAUAUUUGCUGCCAGUAAGUAAGUGUUAUUUAUAUCUAACUAGAGAUGUGUGCAUUACUGUAGUAUAAAGUAAAGUGUAAUGCUAUAUAUGAAUGGAAUUAAAAUGAACUUUAUGUUUCCCUCAUUGUCAAUGUUUAGUGUGUAACUGAAAUGCUGAUGUUGCUGAAUUGAGUGCAGAGAAUUAAAAAAAAUAGAGUGUGGAGUAUCUGUAUAAGUUGUUUUUUAGUUACAGAAAAUAUUACAAAAUGUGCACUGCUACUGAAGAAAUCAUUUUGAAGCAACAUUUUCACAAUUUUUCUUUGCACAAAAUUAUGCUGCUAAUGGUAUUGUCAAGGAAUGGUUGGAACAUUUUUUUUUCCAUUUUCCACAGGACCUAUUAGUGAAGAUCACGUAACUGAAUGUUAUUUUGCAAUCUUGGUAUAUAUUACCAACUGCAUAUAUCACAAGACGCCACGAUUUUCAUGUUUUUCAUUAUUAAUACUUGGAGAUAUAAAGUUCAUUUAAUAUUAAAAUAAGCAUCUUUUGCGGAAUAAAAUGAAGAAUUAUGCUGAAAAUCUGUGUUCUGAAUUUAGCUAUUCCAGUGUUAAUUUUUCUUCUGUGAUUAUUUCUAAAAAUGUACAAAAAAGGAAAAGAAAAAAAAAUGUUGAGAGACCUGAAUAUGUCUACCCAAACAAAACUUACUUUCAAGGCCUUUUCCCACCUUCGUUACUUUCUCUGCUAUUUCGUUCUACAAUUUCUGUCUAUGCAUCAUAAAUCAGAAAACAUUGCAACUACAUCAUGAUUCCUUCUCUCUAACGUAUAUUUUGAGUGUAUGAAUUUCUUAUUUUACCAAUAAGUGCUUAUUUUGUUGUAAUGUAUCUAAUGAUAUUGGUCAUACUGCAAAUGUUCAAUGUGAAGGAAAUCUGCCAGAAUUGUACCCCUUGUAAAUAUAGAAGCUAUGCUAGAUUUCCAUUUGUAUUCAUGGAUGACAUGACUAUAGAUCAAAAGUAACCAAGAGAAAUCAAGAGGAUGAUUUACACUACCAUUGGAACAAAUUAGCACUUUGUUUCACUAAUAAUGGAACAAGUUUGUCUACCUUGAGCAACGUAAUAUGUAAUCAAAAAUACUGAAUCCUGAGCACUGUGUUUUUGUCUCAAUAAUUCUAAAUUGCAUAUUUCCAAACUGAUGUGCCCAUUCUGGUUUUUACUUCAUUUGUUUCUGUUUAUGUAAUUUAUUUCUCUGGAAAAUAAGGGAAGUUUGGGUGACUUCAUAAAAUGCCUUACAAGUGCAUGAUACACAUGGGCUUUGAGAACAUGACUGAAAAUUCCCUUUGUCUUCAUCACUUCAAUGCAGAUAUGUAUAUCUUAUCUGGGUAUGCAGAAUUGCAGAACUAUAAAUUAUUUAUGUAUUGAUCUUUUUUAAUGUAUAUUUAAAUCUAAUUAGAAUAAAGUUUGCCUGAAUGGA